AUUUGCAACUGAAAAGGCUUGCACUUGAAAAUAGAAAAAAAAAAUAAUAAGAAAGUCAACAAUUUAUUAUGCUUUACAGAGAGACCCUAUAUAGAGUCUCCAUCUACAGGUGAAGAAAGAUGGCGGACAUGGAUAUCGAUACUUACUCAAAAGCAGGCGAAGAAGAGCAAGGGAAAGGGAAGACUAUGGUUGUAAUCUUGAUUGGUCCACCGGGCAGUGGAAAAAGUACUUUCUGUGAAGAAGUCAUGCGCUUCUCCACUCGACCAUGGGUUCGCAUUUGCCAGGACAAUAUUGCAAAUGGUAAAGCUGGGACUAAAGCUCAAUGUAUAAAGAGUGCAACCACUGCACUGAAUGAUGGAAAAAGUGUGUUCAUUGACAGAUGCAACUUGGACAGGGAACAGCGUGCAGAAUUUGUUAAGCUUGGUGACCCCAAAGUCGACAUGCAUGCUGUGGUGCUUGAUCUGCCUGCUCGGCUUUGUAUAUCUCGAUCUGUCAAACGAACUGGUCAUGAGGGAAACUUGCAAGGUGGAAGAGCUGCAGCUGUUGUGAACAGAAUGCUGCAAAAUAAAGAAUUUCCUAAGCUUAGUGAAGGAUUUACUAGAAUAACUUUCUGCCAAAAUGAGAGUGAUGUUGAAGGUGCCAUUAAUACAUAUAGUGCACUUGGUCCUUUGGAUACUCCACCCAAAGGUGUUUUCAGUCAGAAAAAGUCAGAUGCUAAAGUUCAGCUCGGUAUAAUGAAGUUCUUUAAAAAAUCAGAACCUGCUGAAUCUGAUAAUGUUGGAUCUGUUGCAACUAGUGAUCCGAAUUCUGCUUUUCUAAAAAAAAACGAGGAAAAAGAUUCCUGUUUUAAAGGACCAGUGUCAUUUUCAGAUAAUGCUGCUACGGAAAUAAAUGAACAUAAAGACCCAAUGGAAGGCGUGAAUAGGGAUGUUUCUGUUUCUCUGGAUGAUGCUCCCACAUUGGCAUUUCCAUCUAUUUCCACAUCAGAUUUCCAAUUCAACCACGAGAAGGCAUCUGCCAUUAUUGUUGAGAAAGUUGAGGAAUUUUUGGACAGGAUUGGAAAUGCUAGACUUGUCUUAGUAGACUUGACUCAUAGAUCAAAGAUUUUGUCUUUGGUUAAGGAAAAAGCAUCAAAGAGAAACAUUGACUCCAACAAGUUCUUUACUUUUGUAGGAGAUAUUACUCGGCUUUAUUCACAAGGAGGCCUACGCUGCAAUGUAAUAGCUAAUGCUGCCAAUUGGCGACUGAAACCUGGAGGUGGAGGUGUGAAUGCUGCAAUUUUCAGUGCUGCAGGUCCAGCACUAGAGGUUGCAACUAAAGAACAGACAAACUCUCUUCUUCCUGGGAAUGCUUUAGUAGUUUCUCUCCCUUCAAAUUCUCCCUUGUUUGGCCAGGAAGGAGUAACCCACGUCAUACAUGUUCUUGGACCAAAUAUGAACCCACAGAGACCAAACUGUUUAAAAAAUGACUAUGCUACAGGCUGCAAAAUUCUUCGUGAUGCUUACACAUCACUAUUUGAAGGUUUUGCUUCAAUAGUAAGGAAGUUACCCCAGGGAAGUAAUGAUAAUCUUUGUUCAAAGCAGUCGGAGAUACAAAGACGCGAUGAAACGGCCCCUAAAAAUAGUGAGCCAAAAUUUAGAAGAGAUGAUGACCAUGAAUCUGAUAGGAGUAAAAAGUACAAGGAAUCUCAUGUUGAAAAUAAGGUUUCUAAUUCUAGAGCUGGAAGGAUACAUCAGAGUGGUGAAAGUUCUGAUAGAACAGCAACUAAAGCCUGGGGAUCAUGGGCGCAAGCUCUUUACCACAUUGCCAAGCAACCAGAUAACCAUAAGGAAGUUGUGCUAGAGAUGUCUGAUGAUAUUGUUGUACUAAAUGAUCUUUAUCCAAAGGCACGGAAGCAUCUUUUGGUGUUGACACGAUUUGAAAGUCUGGAGCAACUAGCAGAUGCACAUGAGGAGCAUCUUCCAUUGUUGAGAAAAAUGCACAACGUUGGUUUGAGGUGGACUGAAACAUUACUGCAAGAAGAUGCAUCUUUGAUAUUUCGUCUUGGCUAUCACUCGGCCCCAUCAAUGCGACAACUUCACCUACAUGUCAUCAGCCAAGAUUUCAAUUCCAAACAUCUGAAGAACAAGAAACACUGGAAUUCAUUCACCACUGCUUUCUUCCGUGAUUCUGUGGAUGUAAUGGAGGAAGUCAGCAGCCACAGAAAAGUGAGACUAGGAGAUGAUGAAAAGCUGUUGUCUAUGGAGUUACGCUGUCACCGUUGUAGAAGCGCUCACCCCAACAUCCCCCGCUUAAAGUCACACAUCACUAGCUGUAACGUGCCAUUUCCUGCCAACCUUCUCCAAAAGGGUCGUCUUGUGAGUGCUUUAAACAACGCCAUCAUUAAUCCAUAGAGGAAAGAAUCAUAUCCAAGUUUUAUUCUAGGCAAAAUCUUUUUCAAUAGCCUCUGUACACUGUCAUUGUCUUUUUUUGGUGCAGUUAUUGUUGUUAGAUGCUCUAAUAUGCUCUGUUAAUAUUUUGAUGGGGGAGGAUUGCCCUCCUAAAAAGGCCAUGUUGCUUUGGUAUAUGCUUUUAUGAGUAGUUGGACUCUAGACUAUAAUGGAUGCUUAGAAGUUAGAACAAGCUUUUUUAGCCUUUGUUGCCCCUUGGUAGGACCAACUUGAAUUUUGAUUCUUGUCCCUUAAAAGAGUGAAUAGAAAGCUAAGAAAUUUGAUUUGAGAGAGAUAAAGCAUGAAAAAAAAGUGACAAGGUUUAACGGAA
Molecule: messenger RNA, 2760 nt
Organism: Humulus lupulus (European hop)
Lineage: Eukaryota; Viridiplantae; Streptophyta; Magnoliopsida; Rosales; Cannabaceae
Product: transcription factor bHLH140
Exons: 6
Coding region: 120-2393 (757 amino acids)
Biological process (GO): single strand break repair; double-strand break repair
Cellular component (GO): nucleus
Molecular function (GO): single-strand break-containing DNA binding; double-stranded RNA binding; mismatched DNA binding
Source: RefSeq, a predicted model, not a curated record